Molecule: messenger RNA, 6854 nt
Organism: Parus major (Great Tit)
Lineage: Eukaryota; Metazoa; Chordata; Aves; Passeriformes; Paridae
Gene: AFG1L
Product: AFG1 like ATPase
Exons: 13
Coding region: 7-1404 (465 amino acids)
Cellular component (GO): cytoplasm; mitochondrion
Molecular function (GO): ATP binding; ATP hydrolysis activity
Source: RefSeq, a predicted model, not a curated record
GGGAAGAUGGCAGCCCUUGUGUCGCCCUUGGCUGCUGCGCGCUGCCUGCUGCGGGCUCUGGGGUGCCGUGCCCGCCUGCUCCCGCCGCACAGAGCCUACACAGCUCAGGCAGAUCAGAAGACAGGUCCUGGUACUCCUACAGAUGCUCAUGCCAGAGCCUUACUGGUUUGCAAUGGACCUUUAGAACAUUAUGACUUUUUGAUUAAGCAGGAAGAGCUGAAGAAUGAUGAGCAACAAAGAAGAGUUGUGGAGCACCUGCAGAAAUUGCAUGAGAGCCUUAAAGGCUACAGCAUUGAUUCAAAAAAUAUUCUUUCAAAGGUCUUUGCCAAAACCAAACCCCCAAAAGGUCUUUAUGUCUAUGGAGAUGUUGGCACAGGAAAGACAAUGGUGAUGGACAUGUUCUACUCUCACUUAGAAGUAGAAAGGAAAAAGAGAGUCCAUUUUCAUGGCUUCAUGUUGGAUGUACACCAGAGAAUACAUCGCCUUAAGCAGAACUUACCAAAGAGAAAAGCAGGAUUUAUGGCCAAAUCAUAUGACCCAAUUGCACCUGUGGCAGAGGAGAUAAGCAAAGAGGCUGCGCUCCUGUGUUUUGAUGAGUUUCAGGUCACUGACAUUGCUGAUGCCAUGAUUCUGAAGCAGCUUUUUGAAAAUCUCUUCCAAAAUGGGGUUGUCGUUGUGGCAACAUCUAACAGGCCGCCAGAAGAUCUCUAUAAAAAUGGUCUUCAGAGGGCUAAUUUUGUACCAUUCAUUGCUGUGCUGAAGAAAUACUGCAGCACAGUCCAGCUUGAUUCUGGAAUAGACUACAGGAAACGAGUGCUUCCAGCUGCUGGAAAACUUUACUACCUCACAAGUGAAGCUGAUGUGGAGGCUGUCAUGGAUAAGUUGUUUGAUGAGCUGGCUCAGAAACAAAAUGAUUUAACUAGACCAAGGAUUCUAAAAGUGCAAGGCAGAGAGCUGAGGCUGAAUAAAGCAUGUGGAACCAUUGCAGACUUCACGUUUGAAGAGCUGUGCGACAGACCUCUUGGAGCCAGCGACUAUUUGGAAAUAUCAAAGCAUUUUGACACAGUGUUUGUUCGUGACAUACCGCUUCUUACAAUAGCAAAAAGGACACAAACUCGUCGUUUCAUUACUCUUAUUGAUACCUUUUAUGAGCAUAAGGUGCGCAUUAUCUGUUCUGCGGCAGCUCCUCUCCAAAACUUGUUCCUGGUGGAACAUGGCAGCGGUGAACUGCAGGACAACAGAGUGUUGAUGGAUGAUUUGGACUUGAGCCAGGAUUCUGCCAAAGGACUCUCCAUGUUUACAGGAGAAGAGGAAGUCUUUGCCUUUCAGCGUACUCUUUCACGGCUCACAGAAAUGCAAACUGAACAGUACUGGAAUGAUGGGGACAGAAGCAAAAAAACAUAAUUAAAAGUUGAAUGAAAUCACCAAGAAGUACAAUUACAGCAUGAAAUCACCAAGAAGAAAAAUUGGAAAAGCUUCGGAAAAGAACUGGAAAGCUUUUUAGCACAACUUGAAUAAUAAUUGCACUUUAUCAUCUGGACCAUGUUUUCUUUCAUUAAUAGUUUUUUGAGCUUAAGACAUGAGGUCUCAUCAGUUAUUUUUCUGUACCACCAGUGUGUGGAUGUGUGAAAUUUUGCCUUCAUUUGUUGUUACCUGUCUGGAUGUCCGGGUCCAUACAGUGGUGGUGAAUGGAAUUACAUCCAGCUGCUGGCUGGUCACCAGUGGGGUUCCCUAGGGCUCAGUACUGGGGCCUCUUCAGUGUACUCAGCCCUCUUCAAUAUCUUUAUCCGUGGUAUGGACAAGGGGAUCAAAGUACACACUCAGCAAGUUCACAGAUGACGCCGAGUUGGGUGGGAGUGUUGAUCUGCAGGAGGGUAGGAAGGCUCUGCAGAGGGAUCUGGACAGGCUGGAUCAAUGGGCUGAGGCCAGUUGUGUUUGGUUCUGCAAGGCCAACUGCCAGGUCCUGCCCUUGGGUCACAAUAACCCCAGACAGCCCUGCAGGCUGCAGCAGAGUGGCUGGACAGCCCCUCGGGAGAAAAGGAUCUGGAGGUGCUGGUCAACAGAACAUGAGCCAGCUGUGCCCAGGUGGCCAAGAAGGCCAAUGGCAUCCUGGCCUGUAUCAGCACCAGGGCAGGGAUUGUCCCCCAGUAACCGCACUGGGAGGCCAUGCCUCGAAUCCUGUGUUCAGUCUGGGCCCUCCACUACAAGAAGGACAUUGAGGGGCUGGAAUGAGUCCAGAGAAAGGCAAUGAAGCUGGUGAAGGUUCUGGUGAACAAAUCCUGUGAGGAGUGGCUGAAGGAGCUGGGGGUGUUUAGCCUGGAGAAAGGAGGCGUGGGGGGUCCUUAUUGCUCUCUACAACUCCCUCAAUGGAGGCUGUAAUGAGGUGAGGAUUGGACUCUUUCCCCAGCCAGCCAGUGACAGGAUGAGAGGACACAGCCUCAAGCUGCUCCAGGGGAGAUUCAGGUUGGACAUGAGGAAGAAUUUCUUCAUUGAAAAUGUUGUCCAGUAUUGGAACAGGCUGCCCAGGGAGGUGGUGGAGUCACCAUCCCUGGAAGUGCUAAAGAAAUUGCGGGACAUGGCACUUAGUGCUGCAGUUUAUUUGAUAGGGUGAUGUUUGGACAAAAGUUGGACUUGGUCUUUGAGUUUUUUCCAACAUUAAUGAUUCUCUAAAAUAUAACUUUGAGGUUCAGGAAAUAUAAUGGGUUUAGAAUUUUUCUGGAGGAUUGGUGUAUGGAAAACGUUGAUGGGCUAUGCAGAGGCAUUUUAUGAUGUCACAUGAAGUCGGCACUUCAUUGUUUAUGCACUUCUGUCAGGUACAAUGCUGCUUGCACAAAAGAAAAAUCAAAUGUUUUCUUUAAGAAACUCCUGAUAUUGUCCAUGUCAGACUCUUGGAAUUCAUCUGUAGUGUGUUCUGUUUUGCUUUUUUUUUUAUUAUUCUCUGAUUCUAGCUAUGUGUUGACAUUCAGGCUCUAGGAGUUUUUUUUUAAUCAGACUGCUGCUCAGUCUGGUUCAUUGAAAGCUAAUGGUUUUAACCAAGAGAGAACCCUGAGGAGGAGCUUUAAGGUACUUGAAGCUGCACAGGAAUAAGAUCUAAGUAAUGGAUGGGAAAAGAGACCUUGAUAAGACAGACUAUGCUGUAACAAAUAAGUGAAAGUUCAUAUUCUUCCUAAAUUUAGUGGUUCUUACAAGCCUGAAUACACUGCCUUUACACCAAUGAUGUCUCUACCCUGAAUUUUCUUUAGGCUUCUUCUACACCAAACCUUCCACUGCUGCUAACAAACCUGCCCUGAUCUGGGGGAAGCAGUACCCAAUAUUAGUCAGGCAAUUCAUCCUGUUACCAUAGGAAUGUGUUUUAUGGAAAAGACAGGAUAGUAAUUGAUACCUCAAGACACAUCACCCAUCCUCAUCUUUGUAGCUGGAAACUCUAGUUAAAGAUGCAGUAGUGUCAUUCUUGAUUUUAAUCUUAACUGAAACAAAACAUGGUAUUGUGUGUAUUGGCUUAUCAUGUAUUUUUAUAAAGCAAUCCUAAGAGCAUAUUUAGAAACUUUGAGUAGAAAAGAAACAUGGAGAUGGGCUGAAGACUGCCCUUAUUUCCUAGGGAGGAGAUGUAUAACACACUGUGCCCAACUGUGAGAGGUUAUCUUGGAUUUUGCAAUAUAUCUUUCUGUCUGUUACCACAUUGUCUCACAUCAAUUAUCAUCAAUUGUCAGAUUUACAGAAAGCUUCUAAAAGGGCCUUCUGGGCAGCAGGGAGGGCUGGAGAGGUCCUGUGCACUUAUUUUUGUUAGGGAGGCACGUGCUCAAGUCUGGUUUUCUGUUCUGAUCCCUUCUGUUUGUCCUGGAAGUUACUUACACUGGUUAUACCUGCUCUUCACAUAAUUUUUAAAGCCUAUAUUUAUAGUUUGCAGCUCAUGGAACUAUAAUAUUAUUCCCACAAGGGUGACUACCAUGGAGAAUUUUAAUGCAUAUUUAUGAAAACUCCAAUCAAAACACAUUGCUUAUACUUAAGAAUAUCCAAAUAAUUGGUGUAUGUUUUCAGAAAUUCAGAUUAGGUUUCUCAACCUAGGGACUAUUGACACUCAUGUAUGUGUGUCUGUAUAUACAAACACAUUUGUGUAUUUAAUUUAUACAUGUAUAUAGAAAUCUAGAUAAAACUAAUAUAUAUCAUUUAAGUGUGUGUGUUUCUGUAUUUAUAUGUGGCACUCUAUACCUAUCAGCCUGGGACUGUGCUGAUAACUCUUCUGAAGCUUCAGCCUUGACUUCUUUUGAGUAGCAUUCAAGUGCUUCCUGCCUUGAACCAGAAUGUGUUGUCCAAAAAUGGAAGAUGGUGGUAGAUAACCUAAGGCACUUUGCAUAUAGAUAUUUAUUUACAUUCUUUUAAAAACUUUAUAUGUUUAGCCUGUAUGUCCUUCUCUGUCAGGUGGUACAGGUGUGUAAUCCUGCAGAACACAGAUGACAAGUGUGGGACAUGUGGGAGAGGAGGUCCUGGCAGCUUCUUCAUUCCCACAGGGACAGGUCAGGGAAGUGAGGUGUUUCUCCACCAUGUGGGUGAUGAUGAAGCUCCUUUAACCACAGAGUCCUUGUCUGUAUUCAAACUGCUGCUGCUUUGCCAUUGGUAUUUGAGGCUUUUCUGAAGUCCGAAUGCACAAACCCCAGUUCAGAUACCCCAGGUUUUUGGAAGUAACUCAGAUACCCCAGGUGUUUGGAAGUGCAGUGGGACUGAUGUACCAUUGAAAGCCUCUAAGGAUAUAAAUGAGAUCUGUGAAAACACAGGAGGGAAGUUCCCAAAAGCUUCCAGAGCCAGCAUUGCUUCCAGAACACAUUGCUAAAUAAAACCAUAGUGCUUGUCUUUCCUUGGCCAGCAUGGAAUUUGUCUGUUGGGAGUCCCUGGUAGAUACCAGCAGUAAUCAAGGAAAAUAAAAGGAGAAGAUUACAGAAGUGUUUUGAGGCUGAAAACAGGAAAAGUUGCCUAAAUCACUGCUGUAUUUGUGAUUGUGCUGCAGAGGGAGGUAUGCCACUUUUGGGUCAGGUCCUCAGGGAGAAAUUUAUUGGACCAGUUUCUCAGCCAGCCCAGAUACCAGGGCAGAGGGUGCCUCAGUAACCACAGAAACAGCAUAUUUAUGCCCAUGUACCUCCCUGAAGAAAGUGAGGCCCUAUUUGCUUAGUUUACAAAUACUGUAGCAUGUAUAAAGCCUUUUUCCAGUGCUGAGUUGGGGGUGCUGCUUCUGGGGUCAGACACCUUCCAGGAAACUGGUGCCAGCCAGAAUCUCACUGGACACCAUGGACAAGAGUGGUUGUGUCAUGCCCCAGGAUGCUGGGCCACUUGUGCUCCCAGCUGUCUUGUCCUCUGCUGCCUGGCCUGCUCCUGCUGCUGUGAGACAGCAACAGCCCAUGACUUUAUUCCACAUGACUUUAUUCCACAUGAAGAUGUUUUAUUUGCCAAAACGUAAACAGUGAGAUGCCUUUGACUAAAUUAUGAACCUCCAUAAUAGCCUUAAAAAUUGCUGGAUGGAUGCUGGAUGCUUGUGGUGGAUGCUUCUAUCCGGAGUUGAAGUCCUGGCUUUUUAGGGUUUUCUUGAUUUGUGAAUUCAUGUCAUCUCAGAUCUGCAUCAAGUUUUUAUUUCUUUUAGUCGUUUAGAAAACAUUAUUGACAAGUUAUUUUUAAAGGUCUUUUCAAGUGACCUUUAUUGAUGUGGUAUAAUAUUUUGCUGUGAUAGGAAGCAAAAUCCUGGGAAUUAUGGACCAUGUGAAACACUUCAUGUUUUCUAAAGUUCACAUCCUGGUUGAGAAUCUCACAACUAACUUCUUUCAAAUACUUAAUUGACCAAAGAAUGUUCACAAUACCCAAAAAUUUAUUUAUUUUUUUUUUAAUAAUAAAUAGGGAAAUUCUGUCUUUCAGAGUUACCAUUUUCAGUAUUUAUUUCUGUGCUGAUUGAGGGAACAAUUGCAGUAUUUUGGGUAGGACAAGACAGCAUUCCAGAGGCUUUAGAGGGAUUUAAGAUGCACUUUUUGCUGUUGCUGGUUUUCAGUCUGAAGAGGAAAACCAUUAAUGGCUUUUCUUUUAGUAAAGGUGUUCGUGAUGACACCACAGCUGGAUAGAUGGCACCUAUUUUGCAGCAAUCUAAGCAUGAAAAAAAGCAACUGACCAGGUUUCAAACAGUGCCCAGCACGGUCACCAGCCAUGUAACAAGGAGGAAGAACAGUCUCUCCAUCAAGACGCAGCUAACAGAAUUAAGAUUAGGAUUUUUCUUUCUGCAAUUGCCUGGGUCUGAAUACACCUGGUGCCUCAGUUUCCCUGUUGAAAAAAUGGGAAUGAUAUUACUGUCUUACUUUUUAACUCUGGCAUGCUGCCAGACUUCUCUCAUUAAUAUUCUAAGAUGCUUGCUGAGACUCUGGGAUGAAAAUACUUCAGUAAAGUAUGUAAAUACUGCAAAAAAUUAAUUUAGCUACUCAGAGUGGAUUAGUCUUCUUGUUUGGGUUACAGAAUUAAUGUCAUCCACUGAACACCACGUGCCUCGUGGUAGUGAUUUUGUUUUAAAUAAUGUAUCUAUUUUAAGAAUUUAUUUAAAGAAAAAAGAGAGAUUUGAGAUUAAAAUUGUAAACCAUUUGUGUAGUUUUUAUUUUACUUGUAAUAACAAAUUUCCUAUAAGAUUUAUAACAAUCUCAGAUCCUAUAGAUGUGAAAUACAGUGGUUUUGUAAAUUCUGUUGGGAUUUUCCUUGUAUACAGAAAAUAUUUUUUAAAAUAUGUCAUUUUGAAUCUAAUAUAUUACAGGCUGAACACUGCCAAAUCUAUCUGUCAUUUGUGAAGAAUUUAUCUUGUAAUAAAAAUUAAUAAAUCCAGAUUUUAUAAACUU